Molecule: messenger RNA, 7675 nt
Organism: Rana temporaria (common frog)
Lineage: Eukaryota; Metazoa; Chordata; Amphibia; Anura; Ranidae
Gene: USP28
Product: ubiquitin specific peptidase 28
Exons: 26
Coding region: 23-3445 (1140 amino acids)
Biological process (GO): protein deubiquitination; DNA damage checkpoint signaling; regulation of protein stability
Cellular component (GO): nucleus; cytosol
Molecular function (GO): protein binding; cysteine-type endopeptidase activity; cysteine-type deubiquitinase activity
Source: RefSeq, a predicted model, not a curated record
GUCGCUGGGUUGCACUCCGGAGAUGUCCGGGGAGUCCCGAGCACGAGGUGUCACGGCCGGCAAUAACAUGGGACCGACCCGGCAACCGGAUGAGGAGGGCGAGAGCGACGGGGAGAGGAGUCCGCACAGCACGGACUCUCAAAUGCUGAUUAACCAACUGAGAGAGAUAACCGGGAUCCAAGAUCCAGCUAUUCUGAAUGAAGCACUUAAGGCUAGUAAUAAUGACAUAACUCAGGCUGUAAGUUUUCUAACUGAUGAAUGUGCCAAAGAGCCAGAGGGAAACCCUGAUGAACCAUCUGAAGACAAGACAAAAUCGGCUGUGGUCAGGUUCCUGAAUGAUAAAGACGAGCUUCAGACAGCCAUAGCCCUCAGUCUGCAGGAAUCUACCAUCCACCAGGUAGAGAGGAAUGAUUCAAAUGACAGAUGCCCUGACUGCAUUUGUGCUGAAAAUAAGAACCGUGCCAAAAGAAAACGGUCCGAAGUCUGGGGGAAUUCACCUGACCCCAACGAUCUGAGAAGGAAUGGUGACUGGCCUGUUGGGUUAAAGAACAUUGGAAACACCUGCUGGUUUAGUGCAGUAAUUCAGUCGCUCUUCCACCUGCCAGAGUUCCGAAGAUUGGUCCAUAGUUACAGUAUUUCCCAAAGCAUGCUGGAGAGAUGUCAGAGCAGAAGUGAGAAGAGGAACAUUGCUUUUAUGCAAGAACUUCAGUGCUUGUUUUCUCUUAUGGUUGGAUCCAACAGAAAGUUUGUUGAUCCUUCUGCUGCUGUUGAACUGUUGAAAGAUGCUUUUCUGUCUGAAGAAGCACAACAGCAAGAUGUCUGUGAGUUUACACACAAGCUGCUGGAUUGGCUGGAGGACGCUUUCCAACUGGCUGUCUGCAGAGAGUGUUCAAGAGAUAAGACUGAAAACCCAAUGGUGCAGCUGUUCUAUGGUACAUUUCUUAAUGAGGGAUAUCUGGAAGAUAAAGCAUUCUCCAAUAUUGAGACCUUUGGGCAAUACCCCUUGCAGGUGAACGGCUUCAACAACCUAAACGAGUGCCUGGAGGCAGCAAUGUUGGAGAAAGAUCUUGAGCUCUCUCAGACUGGGCAAGCCGUGCAGUACAGGCAAGAGCGUUGGUUUACAAAGCUUCCCCCGGUGCUAACCUUUGAACUUUCUCGGUUUGAAUAUAACCAAUCUUUGGGUCAACCAGAAAAGAUCCAUAAUAAACUUGAAUUCCCCGAGAUUAUUUAUAUGGACAGGUACCUGUACAGAAACAAAGAGCUCAUUAGGAAGAAGCGGAGGGAUGUCAGGAAACUGAACAGGCACAUCGACUACCUCCAUCAGAAACUGGAAAGAUACCUGAAGUAUGGCUCCGGCACCAGCCGUUGUCCUCUGCCUGAUAUGCUGCGAUAUGUGCUGGAGUUCGCUCACGCUAAAUCUGCUGCAAGAAGCCAUGCUGUGGAUUUGACACGGAGCGCCGAGACUCCAGCAGAUGACACUACUUCUCCUGACUCUCAACCACAAGAAAAUGGUCUUUUACCAAAUGGACACAGUGAGCACCUGGGCGGUGAUGAAGCACGCCUUCCUAUUCUGGAGCAUGAAUUGUCUUCUGUACAAUCUUUUGAUGAAAGUUCCAUGGGAUCUAUCGAAGGCCCAGCUCCCCAUUCUGCCACCAAGGAAGAACUACACUCUGUGGAAUUAUGCUUGCAGAGGUGGAGAGCCGAAGUGGAGCAAGACAUUGAAGACUUGAAGGUUUCUAUUGCCAAAUUAACAGCAAUGAUUGAUGACAUCUACAACGAUUCAGACCUAAUGCAGGUUCCAUACAGACUCCAUGCGGUGCUAGUUCACGAAGGCCAGGCUAAUGCAGGCCACUACUGGGCUUAUAUAUACAGCCAUACCAGAAAAUGCUGGCUCAAGUACAAUGAUAUGUCUGUGACUGAGGCCACCUGGGAAGAGCUGCAGAGGGACUCUUUUGGAGGCAUGAAAAAUGCUAGCGCUUACUGUCUCAUGUACAUCAAUGAUAAGUUGCCAUACUUGAUUGCAGACUCAGAAACUGGACAGCUGGAGGAUAGAAUCGGCACUCUCCCACUUCACUUUGUGCAAUACGUCAGAGAGGACAACCAAGGGUUUGAACAUGAAGUGGAAGAAUGGGAAGAAGCUCACUCCUGCAAAAUCCCCCAGAUGGAACCUGUUGUAACCUCAGAAGAAGCCUCUUCCCCUUGCAAUGGCUCUCCUUUGGCUAGUGAGGAUUCUACAAGGUCUUUAUCCUCUGAACAUGCAAUGAUUGCCAAAGAACAGACUGCUCUUGCCAUUACUAAAACAGCCGAGGCAUAUGAAAGAAAUGGUGUGGAGGCUGCACUGAAGGAGCCACAGCCAUUUCAACCAGAGCCAGAGGAGGCCAGUCAGUCUGAACCCAGCCCCCCUGACCAGACAGUGGAGAAGGAACUGCAGCCCAGCUCCCAACUGUCCGAGGUGGAGAUCCCCAGUGUGGGGAAGAUACUCGUUAGAUCCGAUGCUGAUGGAUAUAAUGAGGAGACGAUGCUGUCUCCUGCCAUGCAAGGUGUUAUCCUGGCAAUACUCAAAGCCCGCCAGAUCUUUGAUCGUGAUGGGCCAGAAGCAGGGCUUGUUAAGGCAUUCCAUGAAGAAUAUUCCCGACUCUGCAAACUUGCCGAGGAGCAGCCCUCUCCAUCCAGUGACCCUCGCUUGCAGCAUGUGCUGGUCUACUUCUUUCAGAAUAAGGCCCCACAACGUGUGAUUGAGCGCACAUUGCUGGAUCAGUUUGCAGAUAAGAAUCUCAGCUAUGACGAGCGAUCCAUAAGCAUUAUGAAGGUAGCUCAAGCAAAGCUAAAAGAGAUUGGUCCAAAUGACCUGGAUAUGAAACUGUACCAGAAGUGGCACGAAGAUUACAGCCAGUUUCGGAAGGUGUCCGUCUAUCUUCUUACAGGACUAGAGCUGUACCAGAAGGGAAAAUGCCAGGAGGCCCUCACCUACCUUGUGCACGCUUAUCAAAGUAACAGCGCUUUAUUGAGUAUUGGAGCAAACCGUGGAGUAGAUGGGAAGCUCAUUGAGCUAUACAGGAGGAAAUGUCUUCUGGAACUAAACGAUGCGGCUGCCAAAAUGUUUGAAACUCAGGUAGAGGAGCAGGUGUCUGAAGGGAUCAGCAUAAUGAACGAUCUGAUCAUCCCAUGCAUGCACCUCAUCGCUGACAACAAGAUCUCAGAGGAAGAUCUGGAGGCCAUUGAAGACAUGAGGAGUCGUUGGUGCUCUUACCUUGGUCAGGAUAUAAAUGAAAAUUUACAGCUGAAACUUGGCCAGUUUCUCCCAAGACUCUUGGACUGUUCUAGCGAAGACAUUUCAUUAAAGGAACCCCCCAAAAUCCGGCCUCACUCCCCAUAUGAUCUGUGCAAUCGUUUUACAGCCAUAAUGGAGUCCAUCCAUGGAACUUCAACAGUUAGGGUGAAAUAGAAUCAAUGAGGUUUUUCUUUCUAGAUCACCAAAUAUGAACCACUACAGACUAAUGGACGAGGUCACCUCCUCCGAGUUCAACACAGCAGAGUUUUUAGUAUUUCUGUGUUUUCAAAGCCAUAUGAACAAGAAAAAGAAGCUACUGAUUCCUGAUGCAGGUUAAUGAUUGGAGAGCAUGACCCCGGUUAAGAGGUUAACACUGGGCUGCGAGAGCUGUCUGGACUGCAUUGUGGUUUGUAUAGACGAGUAACCAUGAUAAGUACACACUGGAGAUGGAAUUGUUGGUGUCCAGCUUUGAAUGCUUCCCCUAGACCCAGAAGGACCUAUGUAGUGCCAAUUCUGUGUAUUGUUUUAUGUGUAUGCUACUUUUCUUUGUAUGUGAUUUUACUUUUUCAUUGUGUUAAUUUGACUGCAAUGAGUUUACUAUAUUUAUUUUAUUCUUCUGCAGUGUUAUACAUGCCAUAAUUUUAUGUCUUUUAGGGGGAAUUCAAAGUAUUUUUGGUGUAUUGGAACUUUCAUCAUCACGCACUACCCACCCUCUCCUUUCCCAAAUUUCCAUGCCUGUGCUGUGUAUUGUUGACAAGAUUUGUCUGUUUGAAAUGCAUAGGGAAAUCUGGAAGCAGAAAGGGCAAGGAUCACUGUUGGCAUAAGGAAGCAGUGAAAAUAUUUACAGCUGGUCUGUGGUGGAGAUGCAUUGAAUGCAGGCAGUGCACAUAUGGUAAAGAGGAAGCUUCCCACACCUCAGGCCUAGGGCUGUACAUCCCAGCACCAUUAGUAUUAUAUGGGUAGCUUCCCUCUUUCCCCUUACAAUGGUCCAUAAGACUGUAAUGGGACUUGGACAGCUUCCACAUCCCCGUACCACCAGAACAAACAGAGGGGAUGAAUCCACUGUGGGGCGGGGCAGGACUUGGACAGCUUUCGGCAUCCCCGUACCAUGUUAGUCAAACACGAGCCUCUAUGUAUUAUAACUGUACUUGGGUGAACUUCCUUUGAGCUGGAUUCAGAGGAAGCAUUUUUACACCUGGAAUCUUGUAAAGGGUUUGUGACGUAGCAUUUGGCUGUAGAUCUCAUCCCACUUCACCUAAAAUAUCUUGUACAGAGUUCUGCUUAAAAUGAAUAAAGCCAUAAUUUUUUUAAUAAAAAGAUGGCUGUAUAACAGAUGCAUUAAACUAUGACAUGCAGAAAUAUCAUGGUGUUAAUUUUUAAGGCAGAGCUUGACAGAUUCAUGCUCUGGGCCUCGUAAUGAGUUUUUGCCUAAAGUUCGUACCAUCACAGAGCAGCACUUUACGUUUUCAAGCAGAAGUCCAUACCAGUUCAGUUGCAGUAGCCUUAUGGUUGGCAUAUAUCUCAGCUUGAAGUCUUUGAGUGGUACUCGUAGGUGGUUUGUGCUGCGGGUGCAUGUUGGAAACUUUUUUCAAUCAAAUUAAAUCGGAUUCACGGGGUCAAUAUCCAUAGAUCAAGUGUUAAAAAAUAUCAAGUUUCCCUUGUAAUUUAUAUUAAAUAAAUCCAUAAUGAAAGUCUUGGUAUGAACGUUUCAGGGUCCAUUCACACCACAACUUGUUCAUUGAGCACGGGUAAUCAUAUGCGCAUUGAUGCAGCCAUAAUUGUUUGUUAUUAUUAAACUUUCACUAACAUUUUCUGUGAGGUCACAUCCUGCUUUUCUUUGCCAAGUUGAAUUCCCGUGCAGAAACUUGUGCAUUUCUGUGCAAUGUUUCCUCUUACUGACUUAAUCAUCACAAUGGUCUUUGAUAUUUUAGGAAGACGUGGUUGGCAGAGAUGUGGGUGUUUGGGGUCAAUCCAUUCUUGCACUAAAGAGAAAAGAAGGGUCAGCUCUGCAUUCUGUACCAUGACCUGUGUUUUUAUUGAGACAACUUUUUUAAAUAUAUCAGGUGGUCACUUGAAAGAUUAGGUUAAUAUUGUAAUUGCUAUUGUUUUGUAAGUGUAGCACGUCAUUCGUGUUUAAGGUUUUUGUGUGUGUGUGUGUGUGUGUGUGUGUGUGUGUGUUCAUUUUUCCUUGCUUUUACCAUCUCCUUGAAAUCCUGACCUUCAAAUGCGGGACAUAAAUUACAGGAAGACUGUGUCAUUAACUGAAUGUUUGGUGGUUACACUCUGGUACCUUAUACCAUGGUCAUGGUUAGUUUUUCUUCGUUUCUCUGGUGGAAUGACCUUGGGUUUUGUUUUACCAGCAAGAUUGUGGACAUAUAGCAUUCAAUUGCAAGAAUGUAACGAAAGGUCAUGUAUUGCUUGAUCUUUUUAGAGAUGAGAGAAUAGUGAUCAUGCAUGGUCCAGAUAGAAAAAUGCAUGCUCAGUGACCGGGUGAACCAUGGUCAAUGUUCUCUGUGGCAAUACGCCUACCAAUAUCUGCCACCCUACCCAAUAUGCCCCCCCCAUGGAUCAUUGUUACUAAAGGACUCCUGUAUGUUCACCUUCACAACCACUGACACUGCGGGUCCAGCUCUCGUCUAGAAACCAACUACACUAUGCAAUUGGACAGUGUCAUUGUUUGCUAGGAGACAGCUGGACAUCAAACCACCUGGCUGGGUUUGUUGAAUGUCCAAGAGAACGGAACACUGGUCAGUAUGCUCAUCACUAGUAUGCCCAUCACUAUUUACGUUCAAACCAAACAGCGACAGUGCAAAUAAAAAAAAAGCUAAACCACAGAUAUUUAUUAGGCCAAAUGAGCGUUCUAAUUGUGCACAAAGGUCUUCAUAACAAACUGCUGCGCUUGACUUACACGUUGGGCUGAAUCAAAGAUGGUUCACUUCAGGAGACUAGGCACUAAUCGGCAGCUCUCCAUGGCCUGCAGUAGAGGUGAGUGAGCUAGCUUUGAAGUGGUAUUUUGCAUAUAUGAUCCACAUCUAUUGUUUAUUUAAAUUUUGUAUUUUUGGUCUUAUUUUUGCCGUUGGUAGGAUAGAGGCGGCUGUUCCCUAAACCACAGUGAGUGUUACAACAUCUACUCACCAGUGGCCAUUUUCUGUUUCUUGUCCAUGUUCUGCCUGUCUGAAUACAGCUAGGCAGCUAUUUCCUCCCAGAUCUGGCCCUUUCUUUCUAAAUGUCCAUGUAAAAGCAAUUCUUGGUGUGUCCUACAGCUCUAGGUGCUCAUGCAUUGGAAUUCCACUGUCUACCAACCAUGGUUAUGUCUCCUGUUCAGCACCCAUUUCUAGCACCUUCCAAAACACUUUCACCUUUCUUCUGGGUAGAUGGGUCAAUGCCAGGCCAGCCAAACUUGUGGUGGCCUGCUGUUUUGUAUGUGUGUUUACUAACAUUGCGUUUCCAUAUGUUGCUUUGCAUUGGAAAAAAGUAGGCCUUUAUGCAAUUUCCACCGCAUAUUAGCACAUGCCAAUGCAGCGCACCUGUGUGAAUGUUUCCCAUUCACAUAGCUUAGUUUUCACAGGUUCUUGAGUUGUCGUGUGUGUGGGGGGGGGGGGGGGGGGGAGGUGUGAAUGGACCUUUUUAUACAAAUAGCGAGUACCUCUCAUUUUGAACUGCCAAAACAUUUCUCUCCUGUAAAGCUAAAAAGCGAAACAUCUCAGCCUUCCACAGAUAAAGAGAGCAAUCAAGCCAAUGCACCUUUUAGAUUGCUCCGUUUUAAAUAACUCUAACAUCCAUAUCUCUUGCCAAGCAAGUGACAGAAGCUGACUGGGUAAUGGAGAAUUUUUAGCCUGUGGGUGUGGGCUUCUCUCAACAAUCACACAAGCAGCUGCAUGAUUCCAUUUCAGCAGGAAAGAGCGGGUGAAGGGAAAGACCAAUUUAAGAAGCCAAACACCAUUGGGAUUUGGCAAGUAAUGGCUCUUGGCUCUCCUAUUUUGGAAACUGUGAGAACAAGAGCAUAUCAGGGAAAUUUUCGACUGGCAUCUAAACAAUGUUCAUCCAUUAUUGGGAAUGGAAAAAAAAACUAGAACCCUUUUUUUUUGUUUUUUAAUUACUCCUUAUUCCCUUGUAAUUACUUCCAUUUCUGUUUUUAGAGACGUGGGUUUAUUUUACAUGAAAUCUCUAAACCACUAUUGCUGUGCCUUAAAAAUGCCCAUGUGUUUUUGCCAGUGUUGAUACCAGCUGUGCCAAAACCUAUUGUCCACAGCUUUAAAAUGCACACGUGUCAGUUUUAUCGAGCUCUUCCUUUCUAACACCAAAUACGGGUGAGAAUUGUGCUGUGUGACAUUGUUACAAUUGAUGAUAGGUUCAAUCUUUUAAAUGUGUUUUUAUGUGCAAUAAAAUAUAUUUAUGUUUUUA